Molecule: messenger RNA, 178 nt
Organism: Sphenostylis stenocarpa
Lineage: Eukaryota; Viridiplantae; Streptophyta; Magnoliopsida; Fabales; Fabaceae
Source: the annotation of a GenBank genome assembly
GGAGGUGAGACAUGGAUACAAGGCUUUCGAAUUGUUACCUCUUGAAUUUCUCUAUAUAACAAAAUGGGAUCAUUCAAGUCAAGAUGAUUCCAAUACUGAUAUUAUGGUUAAGUCUGAAGCUCCUAAAUAUAUGAAAAUAUUGACUCUUAAGGUAGGACUUGAUAAAAUUGGUAACGAA